AUGAAAAAUCACAGUCUAAAAUGUACAGAAUUUAUUCAUAUUGAACAAUCUCAUCACUUGAAUCAAAAUAAUGUUAAAGAGAAUCAUUUGAUAGAGGAUGUUGAACAUUCUAAUUCUAGUAGUACUAUUCCUACUACCACUAUUAUUAAUUUAAUUAACAAUGAUAAGAUUAUGCCAAAAGAAACUGAUGACUCUAUUAAGAUUAUAACAUUCAAUGAUAAUGUUACUAAUACUACUAAUUUAAUUAACAAUGAAAGUGAUAACUCAGAUGAUUUUCUAAAUGAAAUAAUUGAUUAUUUCUUCUUAUUUAAUGUUGAAUCUAUUUAUGUUCUGUUCAUUCAACUUUCUCCUGCUUAA
Molecule: messenger RNA, 357 nt
Organism: Entamoeba nuttalli P19
Lineage: Eukaryota; Evosea; Mastigamoebida; Endamoebidae
Exons: 2
Coding region: 1-357 (118 amino acids)
Source: RefSeq, a predicted model, not a curated record